AUGGUGGCUAAUAUGCACCAGAGGAAGACUGAGAUGGCCCUUCAUUCUGAUUGCUUCAUUGAUUUGCCUGGAGGUUAUGGUACUUUGGAGGAGCUGUUAGAGGUUAUAACCUGGGCUCAACUAGGCAUCCAUGACAAGCCUGUGGGUUUACUGAAUGUUGAUGGCUACUACAACUUCUUCCUAACUUUUAUCGACAAAGCAGUCGAUGAUGGCUUCAUAAAGCCUUCGGAGCGCCACAUCUUUGUUUCUGCACCUAAUCCCAAAGAACUUGUCCAAAAACUUGAGAAAACUGGUGAAACUGUUGGGGAGGUGAGAAUGGUGGCUAAUAUGCACCAGAGGAAGGCUGAGAUGGCCCUUCAUUCUGAUUGCUUCAUUGCUUUGCCUGGAGGUUAUGGUACUUUGGAGGAGUUGUUAGAGGUUAUAACCUUGGCUCGACUAGGCAUCCAUGACAAGCCUGUGGGUUUACUGAAUGUUGAUGGCUACUACAACUUCUUCCUAAAUUUUAUCGACAAAGCAGUCGAUGAUGGCUUCAUAAAGCCUUCGGAGCGCCACAUCUUUGUUUCUGCACCUAAUCCCAAAGAGCUUGUCCAAAAACUUGAGGUUAGUUGA
This is a messenger RNA of Striga hermonthica, 609 nucleotides long. The record is from the annotation of a GenBank genome assembly. NCBI's taxonomy places the organism in Eukaryota, Viridiplantae, Streptophyta, Magnoliopsida, Lamiales, Orobanchaceae.